Messenger RNA from Scatophagus argus, 4727 nucleotides. RefSeq names its product WASH complex subunit 4 (gene washc4). The record is from RefSeq and is a predicted model, not a curated record. Gene Ontology annotation, cellular component: WASH complex; endosome. Gene Ontology annotation, biological process: endosome organization; endosomal transport. Bases 98 to 3613 code for a protein of 1171 amino acids. NCBI's taxonomy places the organism in Eukaryota, Metazoa, Chordata, Actinopteri, Scatophagidae. The transcript has 33 exons.
GAGCUCUAGCGAUCAUUCACAAAAUCAUGAGACCCAUCAUGGGACAGUGUUGCCACACUUCUUAACAGCAGUGUUUUGGGCCAUCUCUGCUGGUGGUAUGGCGGUAGAAACCAUGGCGCACGACUGGGAGUUUGACCGUUUUGACGACGGUUCACAAAAAAUACACACAGAGGUUCAACUGAAGAACUACAGCAGGUUUCUGGAGGAGUACACCUCCCAGCUGAGGGGUAUCGAAGAUGCUUUGGAUGACUCCAUCGGAGAUGUGUGGGACUUCACUCUGGACCCCAUUGCCUUGAGGCUUCUUCCAUAUGAGCAGUCAUCCCUAUUGGAGUUAAUCAAAACAGACAACAAGGUUCUGAACAAAGUCAUCACAGUUUAUGCUGCUCUCUGUAGUGAAGUGAAGAAACUCAAGUAUGAGGCAGAAACCAAGUUCUACAAUGGCUUAUUGUACUAUGGAGAGGGAGUGUCUGACACCAGUGUUGUUGAAGGAGAGUCGCAGAUUCAGAUGGGCAGAUUCAUCUCAUUCCUUCAGGACCUGUCCUGUUUUGUAUCGAGAUGUUACGAAGUGGUGGUCAACAUUGUUCAUCAGCUGGCUGCCCUCUACAACAGCAACAAGAGCGCAACAAAAAUCAUUGAGUCCUCAGGUGUCCAUUUCCAGAUAGUGUAUGAACACCUCGGGGAAUUGUUGGUGGUUCUGCUCACUCUCGAUGAGAUUAUGGAAAAUCAUGGCACGCUAAAAGAUCACUGGAAGAUGUAUAAAAGGUUGUUGAAAUCCGUGCACCAUAACCCUGGGAAAUUUUCCAUUCCUGAAGAGAAGCUGAAACCUUUUGAGAAGCUCCUGCUCAAGCUUGAGGGACAGCUGCUGGAUGGCAUGAUACUGCAGGCCUGUGUGGAGCAGAGAUUCGAUGAUCCUGGGGAAGGAGUAGCUGUUGCCAAAAACAGUGCCUUUGCUGAGGAGUUUGCCUUCAACAUUCGCUCUAUCUUCACUAACGUCGAAUCCAAAAUUGGUGAACCUUCAGAGAUUGACCAGAGAGACAAAUAUGCUAGCGUCUGUGCUCUCUUUGUGCUUCACUUUCACAUCUUCAGGAGUGUUGACAAAAAGCUCUACAAGGCACUGCUCGAUGUCUGUAAAAAGGUUCCAGCUGUCACGUUGACCGCAAACAUAAUCUGGUUUCCUGACAGCUUCCUCAUCAGUAAGGUCCCAGCUGCAGCUAAAUUGAUGGAUAAGAAGAGUCUGCAGGGCAUCAGGGCGCAGAGGGACACCUUCCUGCAGCAAAAGGCUCAGACACUAACUAAGGAUGUUCAGUCCUACUACGUUUUUGUAACUUCUUGGAUGAUGAAGAUGGAGUCCAUCUUGUCCAAGGAGCAUAAAAGUGACAAACUGGCUGAAGACCUUAACAGCAGGUGUAAUGUGUUUGUGCAGGGCGUCCUGUAUGCAUACAGCAUCAGCACCAUUAUCAAAACCACCAUGAACAUGUAUAUGUCGAUGCAGCGGCCCAUGACCAAGACCUCUGUUAAAGCUCUGUGUCGACUGGUUGAGUUGCUUAAGGCUGUGGAGCACACAUUUCACAGGCGGUCCAUGGUUGUUGCAGACUCUGUUUCUCACAUUACUCAGCAGCUGCAGUCACAGGCCCUCAACGCCAUCAGCACUGCCAAGAAAAGGGUGAUCUCAGACAAGAAGUACAGUGAGCAACGACUGGAUGUGCUGUCAUCACUGGUGCUGGCAGAAAAUGCUCUGAAUGGACCGAGCACUAAGGAGCGACGUCUGGUGGUGUCUCUGGCACUGUGUGUCGGCACUCAGCUGAAAACAUUCAAAGAUGAGGAGCUGCUUCCACUGCAGCUUGUGCUGAAGAAGUUGGAUCUGAUUAGUGAGCUGAGUGAGAGGGUCAAGCUGCAGUGUGACUGCAGUUUCCUUUACUGGCAUCGAGCUGUGUUUCCCAUCUACCUAGAUGAUGUAUACGAGAACGCCGUGGAUGCAGCACGGAUACACUACAUGUUCAGUGCACUGAGAGACAGCGUGCCCUCCAUGUUGUACGCCAAACACAUGGACUCCUGUGACCAGCUACUGGAGAGCUAUGACAAGGAGAUCAUGGACGUGUUCAACGAGCACCUGCUGGACAAGUUGUGUAAGGAGAUUGAGAAGGACCUGCGUCUCUCCGUUCACACCCACCUGAAGCUGGAUGACAGGAACCCUUUCAGAGUCGGCAUGAAGGACCUGGCCCACUUCUUCUCCCUGAAACCCAUCCGAUUCUUCAACCGCUUCAUUCAUAUCAAAGCGUAUGUGACACACUACCUGGACAAAACGUUCUACAACCUAACCACUGUUGCUCUGCAUGACUGGGCCACUUACAGUGAGAUGAGAAACCUCGCGACGCAGCGCUAUGGACUUACGAUGACGGAGGCACACCUGCCCAGCCAGACCCUGGAGCAGGGUUUGGACGUUCUGGAGAUCAUGAGGAACAUUCACGUUUUUGUCUCACGCUACCUUUAUAACCUCAACAACCAGAUCUUCAUAGAGAAGGCAAGUAAUAACAAGCACUUGAACACCAUCAACAUUCGUCACAUCGCCAACUCCAUCCGGACCCACGGCACAGGCAUUAUGAACACCACGGUGAAUUUCACUUACCAGUUCCUGCGGAAGAAGUUUUACAUCUUCAGCCAGUUUAUGUAUGACGAACACAUAAAAUCCAGACUCAUCAAGGACAUCCGCUUCUUCAGAGAAACGAAGGACCAGUCUGAUCAGAAGUAUCCAUUUGAGCGAGCAGAGAAGUUUAACCGCGGCAUCAGGAAGCUGGGCAUCACCCCUGAUGGACAGAGCUACCUGGACCAGUUCAGGCAGCUCAUCAGCCAGAUUGGUAAUGCCAUGGGUUAUGUGCGUAUGAUCCGUUCUGGAGGCCUCCACUGUUGCAGCAGUGCUAUCAGGUUUGUCCCUGACCUGGAGGACAUAGUGAACUUUGAGGAGCUGGUGAAGGAGGAAGGACUAUCGGAGGAGACACAGAGAGCUGCCAGUGUUUUAGAUUCGGUGUUGGGGGAUCUGACCAGCAACUCUGCUGAGGGGACAGAGUACUUCAAGAUGCUGGUGGCGGUGUUUGCACCUGAGUUCCGCAGUGCCAAAAACAUGCAUCUGAGGAACUUCUACAUGAUCGUACCCCCGCUGACGGUGAAUUUCGUGGAGCACUCCAUCAGCUGCAAAGAGAAACUCAACAAGAAGAACAAAACUGGAGCUGCUUUCACAGAUGAUGGCUUUGCUAUGGGUGUGGCUUACAUUCUGAAGCUGCUGGACCAGUACCUGGAGUUUGACUCUCUGCACUGGUUCCAGGCUGUCAGAGAUAAGUACAAGAAAGAGAUGAGUGCUGUGGUGAAGGAGCAGAACGUCCAAUCUGCCAGCCAGGAUGAAAAGUUGUUGCAAACAAUGAACCUCACUCAGAAGAGGCUGGAUGUCUACCUUCAGGAGUUCGAGCUGCUUUACUUCUCGUUAAGCAGCGCCCGAAUCUUCUUCAGAGCAGACAAGACUGCAGCUGAGGAGACCCAGGAGAAGAAAGACAAAGAUGAAGCUGCCAAAGCAGGAAGUGCUUCAGAUGGCUCAUCCCCCACUGAACCUGCCUCAAAGUGACCCUCACUGUGAGAUCAUAACUCAGAGAGUACUGUAAAAUAAGGGAAGUACCCGUCAGAGCAACUGUGUAGAGAUUUCUUGCAGGAGACAGCACUGAAAUGUGUGUGUGUGUGUGUAUAGUUCACGGAGAACAACAAAAACAACUGACAAAUGAAGAGUAUUGUUUUCAUUACUCCAAACGUGUCGGGACAAAGCGAUCGUCUUCAUUAGAUAAAGAAUGUGUGCUGAAAGUGCUGCUGUAGGAAGUGUCUUUCUCAUUUUCAUUCUACUGAGACAUCGAUGUAACAUCCCACGGCUUUGAAGUGUUUGCAGCAUCAAAUAAAUUCAGCUUGAAUUUGUAGCAUUUACUUAGACAACUGCAAUUUGUAACGGCCAGAUGGUGUUUUUAUACUUGUAUAUUCUGUCUGAAUUGAACUGUUAUUUUUCUAUUGUAGAAGCCUUGGCUAUAUUAUGUCCUCUGCUAAUUAGAAACCAGUUCAGCCGACGAUUAAUUUGCAUCUGUUUUGACUUUGCUACAUCUUUGUUGGUGUCCAACAUACUAAUUGGUUGAUUGAUUGUUCAUAACCUUCAAAUGCAGCUCUGUUCUUAAUGCCUCAAUAGAUUGUAGCAAAAGCAGUGAGGACUCUUGAGAAUGUUGUCUGUGUAUAAUCUCAUGUUUGUGUGCCAUAUUUGUUCACUGCAAAUUUUUUCAUCUUUGUUUUAUACAUUGUACGAAUUAAGGUGUGCUUGUGCCUUUCUAAACUCUGUGCUGAUAACUUGAUUAAUUUAGAAUAUGUUCAAACAUUAAGUUUCCUGCUCCUUGAGUGUUGCACAGUUCAAAUAUUAUUUCUUUGCAGCACUGAAGAUGUAUCAUUAUUUUUACUUCCCAGUUUUAUAUCUUUCAACAUGUUAAUGAGUUCACAAUUUGGUCGAAAUUACAUUCCAUGAAUAACUUGCUUGAAAAGUUCUGUGAAGUCUUUGACGACUAAUAAAAAUUGCACUUUCAACAGAAUUUAACGUUUGAAUCAGGAGUUUGUACUGACAGUGCAAAAAAAGUCAGAAAGCGCACAUUACAUUCACAGUUUAUGUAUAUGGUUGUUACAACUGUGUACUAUAUUAAAAAUUGAUUCAACAA